Molecule: messenger RNA, 5482 nt
Organism: Tupaia belangeri chinensis (Chinese tree shrew)
Lineage: Eukaryota; Metazoa; Chordata; Mammalia; Scandentia; Tupaiidae
Gene: EHBP1L1
Product: EH domain binding protein 1 like 1
Molecular function (GO): protein binding
Source: RefSeq, a predicted model, not a curated record
CCCCGCCCGCCCUCGGACGGGGGUGCGGCUCCAGGAAACGGCGCGCUAGCCGCUGUGCGCUCCAGCCACCCGACGCGCUCCGGACGAUCCAGCGGGCUCAGCCAGACCACCCAGUGAACUCCAGCAGCCGCAGUGGGAGGCGACACCCAGUCUGAGCUUUGGAAACUUCCGCACCGACGGGGUGGGCUGCGCGAAGAGGAGCUCCAGAGACCAUGGGGACCCGGGCCCGGCCAGCGGUGGAGGACCAGCGGGAGCCCCAGGCCUGAAAAGCGGGCGGCGGGGCGGCUGGGGCCAUGACCUCAGUGUGGAAGCGCCUGCAGCGCGUGGGAAAGCGGGCCGCCAAAUUCCAGUUUGUGGCCUGUUACCACGAGCUGGUGUUGGAGUGCACCAAGAAAUGGCAGCCGGAUAAGCUGGUAGUGGUGUGGACCCGGCGGAACCGACGCAUCUGCUCCAAGGCCCACAGCUGGCAGCCAGGCAUCCAGAACCCAUACCGGGGCACCGUGGUGUGGAUGGUCCCUGAGAAUGUGGACAUCUCCGUGACUCUCUACAGGGACCCCCACGUGGACCAGUAUGAAGCCAAAGAGUGGACGUUUAUCAUUGAGAAUGAGUCCAAGGGGCAGCGGAAGGUGCUGGCUACAGCCGAAGUGGACCUGGCCCGCCCUGCGGGACCCACCCCGGUUCCGCUGCGGCUGCGGCUGAAGCCCAAGUCGGUGAAGGUGGUGCAGGCUGAGCUGAGCCUCACUCUCUCAGGGGUGCUGCUGCGGGAGGGCCGCGCCACGGAUGAUGACAUGCAGAGUCUUGCAAGCCUCAUGAGCGUGAAGCCUAGCGACGUGGGCAACUUGGACGACUUUGCCGAGAGUGACGAGGAGGAGGCUAAUGGCCCAGGUGCCCCUGAGGGCAAGGCUCGAGUCCUCCAGCCAGAUCCCUCUCGAGAGCUGAAGACACUUUGUGAGGAGGAGGAAGAGGGCCGAGUACAGCCCCGGCAGGCAGCUGCCAGCCCAUCCAGUGCUGAGGAUACCAGCCCAGGCCCUGUGAGUGCCCCUGUGCCCCCGGCCAGGGCCUCCCGGGGCCAGGGGUCAGAACCCGCUACUGUAGCAGGGGGCCAGGUGGGGCCUGAGGCCUCUAGGCCCCCAGGGCCCCCACAGGAGAUGAGGUCCUCGAGGCAACCAGACCAGGACACGGCCCCUACCCCAGCCCCUCGGCUCCAAAAAAUCUCUGACACCCCUCGACCCCCUGUCACACAAGGGGAGGAUGAGGUCUCGGAAGCCUCAGGGACUCCCUCAGCAGAAGUGGGUUCUGCCAGGGAGACCCAGGCUCAGAAGAGCCCUCAGGAAGGGACAGAGGUUCAGGGAACCAAGCUGGGCCCAGGCAUUGAGGGUGGAGGCUCCAGAGACUCUUUGGGGGGGCAGAAACCCGAGGAUGAAGAUAGGGGCACAGGGGACAGGCCAGAGGCUAGUGGGGUGGACACUUGGCGUGGGCCAGGAGUCAGAGAACUGAACACUAAAAGGUCAGGGGUCACAGUUGGGGAGGCUGAAGUAAGUUCAGGAGUCAAUCAAGGAGAUGCUGAGCAGAGGUCAAAGGUGAGGCAUGUGGACACUAAGGGACCAGAGGCUACAGUGGUGAUAUCUCAGGAGAAAUUUAGGGGGACUCCUGAGGCCCCUCCAAGGAGUUCUCAGGGGAGGAUCGGGGUUAGGACCAGGGAUGAGGCUUCCACAGGCCUCAGCCCAUCCCCAGCAGAGCCUGCAGGACACCCCAGAUAUCCCAGUGACCUCAAGCCUGCUGCAGGCCAGGAGAGAGGGGGUGCAGAGGUGAAAGGUGGAGCCCCUCGUGUUGGGGAGACAGGCCUGGAGCAGGGCCCCUCUGCUGGAGCAACAAGUACUGGGCCCCAGGUGAGCUGGUGCCAGGAGGCCCUAUCAUCAGAUGACCAGGGGGUGAUAUCUAAGGAUCUGGGAGUCUGGGGGGCAAAAGCUGGGGAUUCAAGGGUCCUGGGAAAAGAGACUAAGGAGGCAGAGGUGGAGGCAGGAUCCCAGGAGAUGGACACAGGGGCAUCAGGGUUCCUAGAGAGAAAGAUCGGGACAGCAGACACUAAGAUACUGGGGACACAAGAGAUGGAGACAGCAAUGUCAGGGGACCUGGAGUCGAAGGCUACUAUGAGGGCAGAGCCUGAGGUCCUGGGGGCCCAGGAGGCAGGAGUUCUGGAGGCCCCCAGGACAGAGGCUAGGAUAUCAGAGGCCGUGGUAACAGAGGCUGGGGGCACAGAAGUUUCAGGAGCAAAGACAUCAGAGACCGAGAUAUUGGGGACCCAGGAGACAUAUGGGGGCUCAGGGGCCCUGAGAGUAGAAGCCGAGAUAGCAGGAUCUGGGCUAUUGGAGCCCCAGGGGAUGGAGAUGGGAGGAUCCAGGGUUCCAGAGACAGAGGCUGGGUUAGCAGAGGCCGAAAUGCUGGAGACCCAGGAGACAGCAGCUGAUGAUUCAGGAAUUCCAGGCCUGGAAGCUGAAGUGGCAGAGUCUGAGAUAUUGGGAGGCUCCAGGAUACCAGAAACAGAGGCUGGGAGGGCAGAGGCUGAGGUAUCACAGACCCAGGAGAGAGCAUGUGAGGAUUCAGGGGCCUCAAGGAUAGACAUUGAAAUAGGAAGGACUCAGGAGACCGAAGUGGGGAUUCCAAGGAUAGAGACUGGGACAGCGGAAGCUGAGAAGGUGGGAACCCAGGAGUUAACAGCUAAGGAUUCAGGGGGCCCAAGGGUUGAAGCUGAGGUAGCAGAGUAUGAGAUAUUGGGGGCCCAGGAGACAGAGGUCAAGGGUUCAGAGGUUCUAAUGAUAGUGACUGGGGCAACAGAAGCAGAGAUAUCGGGGACCCAGGAUAUAGAAUUGAGGAGUUCACAGAUUUCAGGGGUAGCGUCUGAGAUAGCUGGGGCUCAGGAGACAGAGGUAGGGAAUUCAGGGGUCUCAGGGCCAGAGACUGAGAGAGCUGGGGCUCAGGAGACAGAGAUUGGGAAUUCAGGGGUCUCAGGGCCAGACACUGGAAUAGUAGAGGCUGAGGUACUGAAGAUCCAAGAGUCAGAAACUACAGUUUCAGGUGCUGAGAAGACACAGGCUAAGACUCUGAGGGUCCAGGAGGCAGAGGCUAGAGUCUUGGAGACUCUUGAAUAUGCGGCUUUAAAGGCCCCAGUCCAGCAAAGAGUGUUAGUAUCCCAGGAAGCAGAGCUUUCAGGAGUGCAAGGACCAGAGGCUGAAGCACUGAGGGUCCAUGAGGCAGAAGCUGGGGUUUUGGGGGUGUCAGAGGCCAAAUCUGGGACUUGGGGGGCCCAGGAAACAGAGAUGGAGGUUUUAGGGCCUCCAGAGAGUAAAUCUGGUAUUUUUGAGGCCCAGGAAGCAGAGGCUGGGGUCUUGGGAACCGAAAAGGGAAAAGAAGCUGAGGGAAGCCUCCCAGAGGCCAGCCUGGUUGAAGUGCAGGUGGCUGGUGGGGCAGGGGCUGGAAUACCCAGGCCCAUGGGGGCCUCUUCCCCAGAGGAGCCUGAAGAGGACAGGAGGCUGCCGGGCAGCCAGGCACCACCUGCUCUGGUCAGCUCCAGCCAAUCCCUGCUGGAGUGGUGCCAGGAAGUUACCACUGGCUACCGUGGCGUCCGCAUCACCAACUUCACCACAUCCUGGCGCAACGGCUUGGCCUUCUGUGCCAUCCUACACCGAUUCUACCCGGACAAGAUCGACUAUGCCUCCCUUGACCCACUCAACAUCAAACAGAACAACAAGCAGGCCUUCGAUGGCUUCGCGGCCUUGGGCGUGUCGCGGCUGCUGGAGCCUGCGGACAUGGUGCUGCUGUCGGUGCCCGAUAAGCUCAUCGUCAUGACGUACCUGUGCCAGAUCCGCGCCUUCUGCACCGGGCAGGAGCUGCAGCUGGUGCAGCUAGAGGGCGGCGGCGGCGCCGGCACGUACCGCGUGGGCAGCGCCCAGCAGAACCCAUCGGAUCACCUGGACGCUGGUGACCUGGCGCAGCGUCUGCGCGAGCACGGGGCCGAGGCGCCCAAGGAGGCCGCGAGCUGUGCCGACCGGACAGCCCCGGAGGCGGCCUCCAGGGACGAGGAUGCUACUCGCGCCUCCAAGGACCGGACGGAGGUCGCUCGGGAAGCGCGCUCCGCGGAGGCCCCGACCCAGGGCCCGGGAGCCCGGGUACCGGUGCUCCCAAACGAGGGGCAGUUGGACGGGGCGGGGCCACCGGGCAGCGGGUGUGGUGUGAGGCUGCGACGGUCCUCGGUCAACGGGGAGGCCGGGCCGGUGCCGCCACCCCGCGCGCACGGUUCCUUCUCCCACGUGCGCGAUGCUGAUCUGCUGAAGAAGAGGCGCUCUCGGCUGCGGAACAGCAAUUCCUUCUCGGUGGACGACCCGGAAUCGGGAGCCGCGGGACCUGCGGGCACCGGAGCUGCCCCUGCUGCGGGAGCCUCGCCUGCAGAAGGCCUGAACCCUGACCCCAGUUCUGUCCCUGGCCCACCUGCAGCCACAGUUUCACAACCACCCCCCGGUGGGAGUCCCCCAUCAGAGGAGCCACCCCCAAGCCCAGGGGAGGAGGCCGGGCUGCAACGGUUCCAGGACACAAGUCAGUAUGUGUGUGCAGAGCUGCAGGCCCUGGAGCAGGAGCAGAGGCAGAUAGAUGGCCGGGCGGCCGAGGUGGAGACACAGCUGAGGAGCCUCAUGGAAUCAGGUGCCAACAGGCUGCAGGAGGAGGUGCUGAUCCAGGAGUGGUUCACCCUGGUUAACAAGAAGAAUGCCCUUAUCCGGAGGCAGGACCAGCUGCAGCUGCUCAUCGAGGAGCAGGACCUGGAGCGCAGGUUUGAUCUGCUGAGCCGGGAGCUGCGGGCCAUGCUGGCCAUUGAAUGAGGGGGGUGGGGCGGGAGGGGCUGGGAGUGGAAGCAGGAAGAGCAGCUCCUGUUAGAGGAGCUGGUGUCACUGGUGAACCAGCGCGACGAGCUGGUCCGGGACCUGGACCACAAGGAGCGGAUCGCCUUGGAGGAGGACGAGCGCCUGGAGCGCGGCCUGGAGCAGCGGCGCCGCAAGCUGAGCCGGCAGCUGAGCCGGCGCGAACGCUCUGCGCUGAGCUGAGGCCCUCGUCUAGGAGGCUGGAGCUGCCCGGCAGCUUCGCCACUCCCGGCCCGGCCCGCAGCUUUUCUCGCCGCUGGCGCCCGCUCGCCGAGGGCCGGGCCGGGCCUCCCGGAAGCCGUGCGCAGCUGUCAGGCGCGUCACCUGGCGGGGACAGCGCUGGCCUAGGCCCCACCGCGGGGAGGAGUGGACGGCUGUGCCGACAGGGCGUAUUUAUUUUCCGUAUGAGUGUGCGUGCGCGCGUGUGUCCGCGGCGGGCUGUGGGCCCAGGAGCGCCGUGCAGAACCCCUCCCGGACGGCGGGGCCGGAGCGAGCCAGCCAGCCCAGAGACCGAGGCCCGCCGUCCCCCCCAUCCCGGUUCCCCAGGAGCAAUAAAGUUGGGCAAGGAUACA